Messenger RNA from Zingiber officinale, 1677 nucleotides. Its product is annotated as pentatricopeptide repeat-containing protein At1g32415, mitochondrial-like. Bases 1 to 1677 code for a protein of 558 amino acids. The record is from RefSeq and is a predicted model, not a curated record. Lineage: Eukaryota; Viridiplantae; Streptophyta; Magnoliopsida; Zingiberales; Zingiberaceae. Gene Ontology annotation, biological process: RNA modification. The transcript has a single exon. Gene Ontology annotation, molecular function: protein binding; RNA binding.
AUGUCAAAAGAGCACGCGGUGUCUCCCUCCGGCGUUAUGGGAAGCAUGGUCUCGCGCUCCGGCAGACCUUGCGAUAUCGCACGCCGCCUGCUACGCAGAAGCAACGCCACUUGGUCCCUCACGGUCUCUCAGACGAAGUCGAUCACGGCGCACGGCAAGUCCGGUGACGUUGACAAGGCCUUGGAGCUGUUCGACCAAAUGCCCCACAGAAACCUGGUCGCGUACAACGCAAUGCUCUCCGUACUUAUCGAUUCCGGACGAUUGGAUUCCUCCUUGCAAUUCUUCUCCAGGAUGCCUCUCAAGAAUGCCAGGUCGUACACGUCGAUGAUCACCGGGAUGGGGAGGUCAGGUCGCGUCAGGGAAGCGCGACGGCUGUUCGAUUCGAUUCCUUCUCGCCACCGCAAUGUGUUCGCUUGGACAGCCAUGAUCUGUUGCUACGCUCAGAACGAUGAACCUCUCCGAGCCGUGAAGCUGUUCACGGACUCCUACGGCGAUUUCUCCAAGUCGAAGGUGGCACCCAAUUCGCAUACUUUUAGCCUUCUGCUCAAGUCUUGUGGUUCCUUGAAAUCUCUCGUAUAUGUGAGGCAGUUCCACUGUAUGAUAGCGAAGAUUUUGGACUUAGAAACGAAAUGUUGCAUCUUUGUUCAGAAUGCUUUGGUGGAUGCAUACGCGAAAUUGGGAUGCUUGAUCGAUGCAGAGCGUGUCUUUGGUAGGAUGAAGUGGAAGGAUUUGGCUUCAUGGAACACCAUGAUGGACUGUUACACCCACAACUUGUUAUUACAUCAAGCUUUUGAGAUCUUCAACUCGAUGAAAGACAAGGAUAUCCUUUCAUGGAACAUUAUGAUGUCUGGUUUACUUGAAUCUCGUCGUGGAUUAGAAGUUCCAAAUCUAUUCCUUUCUUUGUCAAGAUUAUACCCGGAGAGUAAGCCCAAUUCAUCAACGUACAGCAUAGUCUUAUCUGCAUGUGCUACUCAUGCAAUGCUCGAAUUUGGAAGGCAGAUACAUUCUUGCUCUUACAAAAUCAGUUUAUACCCAUAUAAUAUUUUUGUUUCCAACGCCUUGGUCACCAUGUAUGCCAACUGCGGACUGAUGAAAGAAAUGGUGGAAGUGUUUGAUGAAUUGCCAAACAAAGAUGUGGUUUCAUGGAACUCAGUGAUACAAGGUUUUGGGCAGAAUGGGGAAGCUCGAGAAGCCCUGAAUUUGGCAAAGAAGGCGUUAGAUUCUGGUAUGUUUAAUGCGAACACCUUUACUGCUAUAUUCACCAGUUGCAGCCAUGGUGGCUUGGUUAUUGAAGGGUUGGAUUAUUUUAACUCCAUGAGGAGGAAAUAUGGCAUAGAACCAAAUUUGGAUCAUUAUGUUUGUGUAGCAGAUUUGCUUGGAAGAGCUGGCAUGGUGAAGGAAGCUAAUGAUCUGUUGGGAAGCAUGCCUUUUCCAGCAAAUUCUGUUGCAUGGUCAACUCUUCUCAAUGCAUGUUCACUACAUGGGAGCGUCGACAUUGGCAGAGUUGCAGCACAAAAACUGCAGAUGAUGGAGCCUGGAAGUGCAAAGAGCUACUUAGCACUGGCAUCUGCUUACAACAGGACUGGAAAUGAAGGGGCUUCUUCGAAACUUCUUGAUCCUAUAGUAGAAAAUCAUACAGUAAAGGAACAUGGAUCCAGUUGGGUUAUCAAAAUGUAG